Molecule: messenger RNA, 1422 nt
Organism: Linum tenue
Lineage: Eukaryota; Viridiplantae; Streptophyta; Magnoliopsida; Malpighiales; Linaceae
Source: the annotation of a GenBank genome assembly
AAUUAAACCCACGAUUUUCCGCAUAAAAUACCCUACAGGCACAGAAACAUUUCGCAAUCAUGGGUUCAUCACAUUUACUUUUCUGCCGCCCAUCAUUAAUUUUCAACUGCCCGCCCCUUAAAAUUUCCCCAACUUUAUUUGUACGGAUAAAGCUGGCUUCCAUUUCCCUCACACAAACCACAAAACGACAAUGACACCAUCGUCGGACGACGACAACUCUGCGGCCGCUUCCGCCGCCGCGCGUCCUCCUCCGGUCCUACCCUGGAAGGUGAAGCUCUUCGUCAAGCUCAUGUUAUUCGCGGUGGACCGCUGCUACCGACCGGACGGCACCGUCAACCGCCGGGUCAUGUCCUGGUUCGACCGGAAAUCCCGACCCGGCCGCCGGUCCAACGGCGUCUCGUCCACCGACGUCACCGUUGACCCCGGCCGCGACCUCUGGUUCCGUCUCUACACCCCGAGUACUACUGCAACCGCCGCCGCCGCCGGCCCCUUGCCGCUCAUCUUCUUCUUCCACGGCGGCGGCUUCGCGUUCAUGGCUCCCGACUCCACUCCCUACGACGACCUCUGCCGCCGGCUCGCCGCCGAGGUCCCCGCCGUGGUCAUCUCCGUCAACUACCGCCUCGCACCGGAGCAUCGAUGUCCGUGCCAGUACGAGGACGGCGUCGACGUGCUCAAGUUCGUCGACGGCGGGAGCUGCGAUGAAGUCGCUAGCCUGUGCAAGAAGGCUGGCACUGUGGAGCCGAAAAGGAGCUUCGUGGCGGGAGAUAGCGCGGGAGGGAACAUUGCUCACCACGUUACAAUGAGAGCAGGGGCCCACAAGUUCUCCACGUUGGAGCUGAUCGGCCACAUAUCGAUCCAGCCCUUAUUCGGCGGAGAAGAGCGAACGGCGUCGGAGUUGGAGCUAGCCGACGCGCCCUUCUCCACGUGGAAGCGCACGGACGUGACGUGGAAGCUAUUUACGCCGGUGGGGUCGGACAGGGACCACGUGGCGGUGAAUGUGUUCGGGCCAAACUGCGAGGAUAUUAUGAGUCGGGUCAAGUUCCCGGCUACGGUUUUGUUCGUGGGCGGGUACGACCCGCUGAAGGACUGGCAGAGGCGGUACUACCAAGGGCUGAAAAACGCGGGGAAGGAGGCGAAGCUGGUCGAGUACGAGAACGCGAUUCACACGUUCUAUUCGUAUCCGGAGAUGCCGGAAUCGGGUCGGUUUGUGGAGACGGUCCGGGAUUUCGUCCGCGACCCGAUCGGGUUCUGUUCUUCCGGGUGAGAUCGUUGUGUACUUUGUAUUAUUAGUUUGUAAUACAAGUCAUAUCGGCAUGUAUUGUAAGUAGUAUGAAUUUGUGUUGUUAUUAUGCUUUGUAUGCAAUAUCAAUAUGAUUUUUAUGCUUUGUAUUGUUGGUUUGCAUAUUUUUAUGAUAUGAUUUG